CCUUUUCAGCUAUAGUCAGGUGAUCCCACUUGUGGCCAAUUUAUAAUUAUAAACAAUUACAAUAGUAAAUGAUUUUGAUUACAACUGAUAUGUACCAUUUUUCUUAUUAUUGUGCAUUGGAACACAUCAGUGUGAUAGCUAUUAAGAGAGAGACAGGGAGAAAAUAAAAAGAAAUGUGCACAGAAUAUGUGCAUCACUGUUCAUCCUGUUCCAUGGUGACACCAUCACUAGCCCAGUGAAAUACCCCAGAUAAAGGUGUUAAUGUUCCGGUGCCCCCCACAGGCUCAGGCAGGUUUGUUUUGUACUAACUUGUGAAUAUGCAUGAACCAUGGGUGGGAGGUCAAUAUAAGGCUGAAUUUACCCUCUGUUGUCAUUUAAGCCAGAGCAGACAAAGUCACAAUGCAUCUAUAUUUCUCCUGCUUCAUCCUUCUAUUUGUACCAGGAGGAAAAAGCCUGGGAAUCAACAGCCACCUUAAACAUAUGUCCAACAAGUCACAGGAUCAGGUCAACAGAACCAGAACAGUGGGCUCCAAGGACGUGGCUGCUCUACCUCUGUCAAGCUACAUGUUUAACCUCUACCAAAGCUUCCACCAUUCAGAACUGAACCAUGGCAUGGAGGCUGCUCCAUCACUUUCAUUGAAUCAUCGAGCUGAUAUUAUUAGAAGCCUAGCUGUAAAAAGUUAUGACCAUGGAGGAAGUUUAUGGACACUUUUAUUUGACUUCUCAUCCCUCAGUCAAGAAGAAGAACAUCAAUUUGCUGAAGUCAGGUUUGACUUUAGAGCAUUUUCAGAUGCAAUUUUGGUUGGAAUGGAGGUGAUAGUAGACUUUUUUCAUCAGUCCUCAACAUGCCAAAGCAUUAGUGGAUUUUGCCAAAGCUAUCUGUAUGUUGGCUCACUUACAAGUACACUUUGGCCAAGGUCUUCGGAUAGCUGGGUGACGUUUGAGGCUACUGACAUAAUACACAAAUGGUUUGAGAGGAAUGAUAAAGGAAAAAAUCAUUCUGAAGGUCACAUGAAGCAGCCUAAAAAAUUGCACAGAGCCAAGAGUGCAGAACGUAGGUAUCAACAACGGAGUACUGAAGAUCCACGGAUAUUAAUGAUGGUCUACUCCAACAUUUCAAAGAAAGAGAAACUUUCGGGGACAGCCACAUUAUUACAAGAUGCUGCACACUCCAAAUAUCUAGCAGUAAUGCCAGGUAUUCAAACAAUUGCGAACUCUAGAAGGCACAGAAGAAGUCACAUCUUUAAGGAACACAUUAUGGGUAUGAAACAUGUUCCAUCUGCAGACAGCUCAAGGACUUUGUGCAGGAGAGUUGACUUCUUUGUAGAUUUUAAGCAGAUCGGAUGGGACUCUUGGAUCAUUCACCCAGUGAAGUAUAAUGCCUAUCGUUGUGAAGGUGAAUGCCCUAGUCCAGUUAAUGAAAGCGUGAAGCCAAAUAACCACGCAUACAUGCAGAGUUUGCUGAACUACUAUGUGAAAGGAAAGGCUCCGAGCGUUUGCUGUGUCCCAAUCAGGAUGAGGUCUCUCAGUAUGGUAUACUAUGAUCAUGACGAUAUUGCAUUUCAGAAUCACGAAGGAAUGAUUGUGGAAGAGUGUGGCUGCCAGUGAAGAUACAAAAGUCAUUGGCAGUUAUCUCCAUGUUGGAUUAAUGGAGGUCAAACCCCUAACACUGAACAAAAUACAUAGAGGAAUUCUUCCUUCUGGCAUGCUUGGUUCUACAAGCUUCAUACUUUACCAGCAUCGUUGUUAUUCUGGAGGCCAGUAGAUAACUAUCACAGAAGUUGACAGCACCAUUUCACUUAUAUUACACUUCUAUAUUGUGAUGGCAACUUUAUGUAAAAUGAUGUCAGUUUACUGCCAGCAACGCACGGAAUGCCCUGAGUGCAAACAUCAUAAAAGUUACGUUGGAACCAAUCACAUCUUAGGAAACUUAGCUCCAUAAAUGAUUGGCAGAUGAACCCCAACUUUUCCCAUGUUGGAAAAUGUACUCUGUGCUAUGCGGACUACCCAGAAAACCAUAUUGUGCACUAAUGUAAAUAUGAAAGAGAAAACAUAAUUUAAUUUUGUACUUAUUUGACUUAAUGUUAAAAGAUAAAUUAAAAAAAAAAUCUUUGGCCAGUUUGACUGCUUUAAAUUUCCAUUGCAUGCAAUAAUGGGUUGU
This is a messenger RNA of Xenopus laevis (African clawed frog), 2161 nucleotides long. RefSeq names its product nodal growth differentiation factor S homeolog (gene nodal.S). The transcript has 3 exons. Bases 400 to 1608 code for a protein of 402 amino acids. Gene Ontology annotation, molecular function: cytokine activity; growth factor activity. The record is from RefSeq and is a predicted model, not a curated record. Gene Ontology annotation, cellular component: extracellular region. Lineage: Eukaryota; Metazoa; Chordata; Amphibia; Anura; Pipidae.